This is a messenger RNA of Drosophila kikkawai, 1647 nucleotides long. Its product is annotated as esterase P-like. Lineage: Eukaryota; Metazoa; Arthropoda; Insecta; Diptera; Drosophilidae. Gene Ontology annotation, molecular function: serine hydrolase activity. The record is from RefSeq and is a predicted model, not a curated record.
AUGAGCUUAUUAAGAUUGCUGAGUUGCUUGUUUUUUGUGUGUAUUAACUCACCAGGGAUUACUCCAGUCCUCGCAUCAGAUCCCUUGAUUGUUGAGAUUCCGAAUGGAAAACUGCGUGGAAGGGAUAAUGGAACCUACUACUGCUUCGAAUCGGUGCCAUACGCAGAGCCUCCAAUCGGCGAACUUCGAUUUGAACCUCCACGUCCUUAUAGUCGUCUGUGGACGGACACCUUUGAUGCCACCCAACCGCCUGUGUCCUGCAUGCAGUGGAAUGAAUUUAUCAGAGAAAGCAAUAAGCUAGUGGGUCAAGAGGAUUGCCUCACUGUUAGCAUCUAUAAACCGAAGAGCAGCAGUCGGAAGUGGUUUCCUGUUCUUGUCCUUCUGCAUGGAGGUGGCUUUAUGUCCGGUGGAUCUGCAGUCAAUGGGCACGAGUACAUUAUGCGGGCAGGAACUUUAAUCUUGGUGAAAAUAAACUACCGCGUAGGGCCGUUGGGCUUUGUGAGUACCGGAGACCGAGAGUUGCCGGGCAACAACGGAUUGAAGGACCAAAGAUUAGCCCUUCAAUGGAUUAGACAUAACAUAGCUAGAUUUGGUGGUCUGCCAGAGAAUAUCGUGGUCAUUGGUCAUUCUGCAGGCGGAGCAUCAGCCCAUUUGCAGCUCCUCCAUGAAGAUUUCGGUGGAUUGGCCCGGGCGGCCAUAUCGGUGAGUGGAAAUGCCCUCGAUCCUUGGGUCGUCCAGGAAGGUGGUCGAGGCCGAGCCUUUGAACUAGGUCGCAUUGUCGGCUGUGGACUGGCUAAGGACUCCGCCACACUCAAGAGUUGCCUAAAAUCCAAGCCUGCCAGUGAAAUAGUGUCCGCUGUCAGCAGUUUCCUGGUGUUUUCAUACGUGCCCUUCUCCACUUUUGGCCCCGUCGUGGAACCAGCAGACGCUCCCAAGGCAUUCCUUACCCAGCACCCCAGAGAGGUUAUAAAAAGCGGAAAGUUUGCCCAAGUGCCUUGGGUUGUCUCCCACACCACCGAGGAUGGCGGCUAUAAUGCAGCUACGCUGUUGGAACAGAAUCGAACCACCGGAGAGACAUGGAUUGAGAAACUUAACGAUCGCUGGUUUGACUUGGCGCCUUUCUUGCUCUUCUAUCGAGACUCGAUUAAGAGCGUUGCGGACAGGAAUGAAUUCUCUUGGAAUCUACAGCAACAUUACUUGGGAGAUCGUCGAUUUAGUCUGGAAAGCUAUUGGGACGUGCAGCGCAUGUUUACAGAUAUCCUUUUCAGGAACAGUAUGUGGACAUCAUUGGAUCUUCAUCGUAGACAUGGAACGAGUCCUCUGUACUCGUUUGUCUACGAUAAUCCAACGGACUCUGGAGUUGGACAGGUGCUGUCCAAUCGCACGGAUGUAUAUUUUGGUACUGUCCAUGGCGACGACUUUUUCCUUAUAUUCGACUUGGGCGCAUUGCGAACUUCUAUUCGUCCUGAUGAGCAAGUUAUUUCAGGACAGUUUAUAAAGAUGCUGGAAGAUUUUGCCCUUUCCGAUAGUGGAGAAUUAAUAUUUGGCAAUUGCCAAUUGCGGAAUAAUAUAAACAGUGAAAAUUUUCAGUUCCUCAGAAUAAUAAAACAUGUUUGUAUAAACGAGGAAUAUUCUCAGUUUCCCUAA